Molecule: messenger RNA, 788 nt
Organism: Archocentrus centrarchus (flier cichlid)
Lineage: Eukaryota; Metazoa; Chordata; Actinopteri; Cichliformes; Cichlidae
Gene: fbxo48
Product: F-box protein 48
Exons: 3
Coding region: 143-589 (148 amino acids)
Biological process (GO): SCF-dependent proteasomal ubiquitin-dependent protein catabolic process
Cellular component (GO): cytoplasm; SCF ubiquitin ligase complex
Molecular function (GO): protein binding
Source: RefSeq, a predicted model, not a curated record
GGACUGUGAGCCUUGUACGCAUGCGCCAACGAUCAAUUUACGCUGACGUAUCCUGCGUUUGUAAACAUCCGUUAGGACAUUUAAACGUGUGUCAGCUGUCAGGGAUCCCCCCGGAGGCUCUUCCACUCAGUCUGUCUCUAUUAUGCAGCAUGAGCUUGGGAGGACUCCACCAGUGUUUUUUCUCUGUGAAGGAAGCCCCGUCCUGACCCCACCUCGAAACUUUGCAGAGAUGCUGCCGACAGAAAUGAGUGUGAGGAUUUUCGGCGAGCUGGACGCGGCGAGCCUGUGCAGCGCGGCUCAGACCUGCAGGCUGUGGCAUCAGAUCAUCGAGCAGAGCGAGCAGCUGUGGAAGAAGCAGUGCUUGCUUGUCCGAGCCAUCUGCCAGAGGGAGGUGGACAGUGACCGGAGACACGGCCUCACCUGGAAGGUCACCCUGGUGAGGAACUACAUACGCAGCUGUGUGAAGAGAGACUGGCUGAUUGGACGGUUCAGCCACGUGAGGUCGGCAGAUGAACUGAGGGACAGGAAGCUGAUGCCACUGGAUGCUGAGACCUGGGGGGAAAUCCUGCAGGCUGAGCUGCAUCGAUGACGGCAUUCAGAUUUAUCGAAGCACCUGGAGCACUUCUGAUUUUUAACGCUAAUAUAUACCCUCUGCAGUUUGUGUUUCACAAGAAACGCAGACAUUUGUACAUAUUUUUAAAUUUUUGUAAGAAAAAUUAUGGAGAAACAAAAUGAAAAACUUUAAAAAAAAUAAUUUCUUUUUUAAAUGUAAAUAUGAACCAAUAAAC